Grus americana (Whooping crane) is the source of this 543-nucleotide messenger RNA. It is a transcript of the gene NEUROG3, whose product is annotated as neurogenin 3. Lineage: Eukaryota; Metazoa; Chordata; Aves; Gruiformes; Gruidae. The record is from RefSeq and is a predicted model, not a curated record. Gene Ontology annotation, molecular function: protein dimerization activity. Bases 1 to 543 code for a protein of 180 amino acids. The transcript has a single exon.
AUGGCCCCGCAGAGCGACCGCUCGCCGGGCGAAGGACAGCCUUAUUUCGGCGGCGCCGAGGACGCCCCCUCCGCGGCCGGCGGAGGCUCCGCGGGCAGCCGGGGCGCCUCACCGGCCCGCACCGCCCUGGCCCCGCGGGAGGCGGCGGCCCGCAGGAAGGGGAAGGCGCGGCGGGGCCGCGGCAAGGCGCGGAGCGAGGGGCUGCUCAGCAAGCAGAAGAGGAGCCGGCGUAUGAAGGCCAACGACCGGGAGAGGAACCGCAUGCACCACCUCAACUCCGCCCUGGACGCGCUCCGCAGCGUCCUGCCCACCUUCCCCGACGACGCCAAGCUCACCAAGAUCGAGACGCUCCGCUUCGCCCACAACUACAUCUGGGCGCUCACCCAGAGCCUCCGCCUUGCCGAGCAAGGCCUGCCCGAGCCCCCCCCGCCGCCGCCCCCCGUCGCCGCCGCCUCCCCCGGGUCCUGGGACUCGCCCUGCCCCGCCGCCCCGCCGCCCGCCGCCCUGCGCCGCGGCCCCGCCGCCUUCCCCGCCUUCCUCUGA